AAAGUUUAUUUUGGCAAGAUGCGUCAUUGGAGGUAUGCCAAACACGGCCCCCAGCCUAGCUAAUGUCUUCUCUUGUUUUAGAUACCUCCCGCCGCCUCCCAUUCAAAAUCAAGAGACUUAAAAAAUGAUAGCUAAUCAUUCUCUGGCCAAGAUUGAUUUGAAUGGCUUUCUUAUUUGUUCCCUUAAUGUGGAUGUGCCCAUUUUGUGUAUUUUGUCCGACAGCUGAUUCAAGCAAACAGCUGAACAGAAUCGAGUUUCUUCGUUCGAAAGACACUCGAUAGCUAGCAAAAUGAAUAUCGAGAGUGCAACGAAACUCAGUGCCAACUCCACCAUGAAUUCCACCUCAGAUUCGUCAAAAGGUUCACAUGAAUCACUAACACAAAGAAAGAAUAUUACUGUGUGGGUGAUUUUCCUGGUGUUUGCGUACUAUUUGGCGAUUCUUCUCUCGUUGGUCGGUAACAUAGUCGUCAUCAGAGCUGUUAAAAGGAUUGGAGGGGCAUUGCGAAGAAAAGUACACUAUCUCUUCAUAGUAAACUUGUCCGCAGCCGAUCUUCUCUUUGCUGCCGAGACGAUUCCCAUGAUAUGUGUGCAUAUGUUAUUAGGCGGCGAAUGGCUUAUCAAAGGUCGUUUUGGUAAUUUCCUUUGCAAGUUCGACGUGUUUCUCUCAGCAGUUUUAAUUCUUACAUCGAAUCUAACGAUUUUAUCCAUUGCUGUGGAGAAGUACUUUGGGGUCUUUUUUCCACUUAAGACGAUGGUUUCGAAGAAACGGGCGUAUUUCAUUAUCGCAGCCACGUGGAUCGCAAGCGCAGUUUAUGCCACUCCACUGUUUUUCUUCGCCUAUCUCGAAAAAAGUCCCGAUGGUAAAGUCACCUGCUAUGUUUGCCCGAACUGCGAAAAGGUGAGACGAUGGUUUAUAUUUCAAACGGUUCUGUUGGCUGGCGGAUUUGUUACAACAUUGGCUUCAUAUUCAGCAAUUGGGAUUAAGAUAUCGCUCCGAAAAGCGCCUGGAAUUCAACUGUCUGGAGUGCAACGAAACGGACGAGUCAGAAAGCACAAGGCGAUAAAAAUGUUGGCAAUGCUGGUGUUUGUAUUUUACGUUUCCUUUAUACCAUUUUGGAUUUAUCAGCUUUCCCUUCUCUUCAGCUUCCACGAGAAACUGGGUCUAUAUUACAGCAUCCUUUCACCUUUCUUAAUGCUUUGCAACGGAGCUGUGAACCCCGUCAUUUACAGCGUGUAUAACAUGGAUAUUCGCCGAGAGUUUGUGUCCUUAUUUACCUGUCACUGUAAAUCACCCUGUUCAGCGGUGACGUUUCAAACAAACCAUGUGAGAAGGGGAAAUAGUCAGAAAAAAGGUUGUACAAUUGAAAGAAAAAAGAUUUAUGUUCAUAAUAACAACUUGUAUGAAGAGACACGUCUGUAA
Orbicella faveolata is the source of this 1420-nucleotide messenger RNA. RefSeq names its product neuropeptide Y receptor type 2-like. Gene Ontology annotation, biological process: G protein-coupled receptor signaling pathway. Gene Ontology annotation, cellular component: plasma membrane. Gene Ontology annotation, molecular function: G protein-coupled receptor activity. The record is from RefSeq and is a predicted model, not a curated record. NCBI's taxonomy places the organism in Eukaryota, Metazoa, Cnidaria, Anthozoa, Scleractinia, Merulinidae.